Messenger RNA from Phycomyces blakesleeanus NRRL 1555(-), 636 nucleotides. RefSeq lists its product as hypothetical. Lineage: Eukaryota; Fungi; Mucoromycota; Mucoromycetes; Mucorales; Phycomycetaceae. The transcript is spliced from 3 exons. Gene Ontology annotation, molecular function: nucleic acid binding. Bases 1 to 636 code for a protein of 211 amino acids. The record is from RefSeq and is a predicted model, not a curated record.
AUGGGACACUAUGUUAGUUUUCUAAAAGCCACAAUAGAUGAAAUGGACCAGUAUCCACAUAUAAAAGGCCAUUACCUCGUGAUGGAUAAUGCUCCAAUCCAUACAUUAGUUGAUAUAGCUAAAUAUGUAGAAUCUUGCGGUUGCCACUAUGUCUAUUUGCCAUUCUAUUCUUCUGAACUUAGUCUAAUUAAACAGUUUUGGUCAGUGAUUAAGAGUAAAGUCAAACGAAACAAGCUACUGGAAACUGAGACACUUAUGACAAGAAUCAGUGAGGCAUCUAAUAGUUUGACGCUGAGCAAUUUGAAAGGGAUUUCCACCAAAGGAUUGCGGUUGCGCCGCGAAUAUAGCACCAAGUUAAAUUUGGCACCAUUUACUAUAGGUUUUCUAAAUCGGCCCAUGAUCAUUAUAUAUAACCUUUUGCUGAUGGAAUGGCAUGUCGACGAGCUUGUUCAUCCCAUAAUUGGCGAGCCAAAGUCCCAACAAAUGUGGUAUUCGUGUUAUCCAUGCUAUUCGUGUUAUCCAUGCUAUUCGUGCUAUUCGUGCUAUUCGUGCUAUUCGUGCUAUCUGUGCUAUCUGUGCUAUCUGUGCUAUCCAUGCCAUGUUUCCAUAGGAAACAGAAAUAUAUGGUUUCAGUAG